This is a messenger RNA of Folsomia candida, 1434 nucleotides long. Its product is annotated as putative fatty acid elongation protein 3. Gene Ontology annotation, molecular function: fatty acid elongase activity. The transcript has 10 exons. Gene Ontology annotation, cellular component: endoplasmic reticulum membrane. The record is from RefSeq and is a predicted model, not a curated record. Gene Ontology annotation, biological process: very long-chain fatty acid biosynthetic process; fatty acid elongation, polyunsaturated fatty acid; sphingolipid biosynthetic process. NCBI's taxonomy places the organism in Eukaryota, Metazoa, Arthropoda, Collembola, Entomobryomorpha, Isotomidae. The coding region runs from base 357 to 1208 and encodes 283 amino acids.
GGAGCUGGACAGUCGUCGUCUCAAGCUGAGCCAGCCAAGAACACUCGGCCCCGUAUAUCCCCACCAAAGCUGCAUCGAUUUUGCACAUUGAGCUCUCGACAGUUUAUUUGCAAAUUAGCUACUACCAAACCAAACACUGCAUGGAAGGAGGAAUAUAUGUUGCACUUGUGGUGAUCAAAGGAUGACAACCGUUUUUUGCCACGUCCAGCAGCAAUAGCAAAGGUGAGAAUUUACCUUUGUUGCAGUCUCCACGUGCAGGGUCUCAUCAGACUGACCCUUUAUUCCCCUGUAGACAUUCGUAGGAGCUCACCUUGAGACUGGUGAAUUCGGUGACAAGGGUCGUUUUGCAGAAUUGAAUGGCAAAUAUGGCGGUGUCGACAUCCGCGGCGUCGCGAAACCUGAGUCAUGGGACUCACUGGGCGUACGAGGACCCUCCUCAGUUCCAGUCCUUCUCCUUUGAGAACAUUGACUACCCCCUCUGGAAGCACUUUAUGGCUCUCAACUGGACCUUGCCCAUCUGGGUGUCGGGCCUCUACGUCGUCGUCAUCUUCUCGCUCCAACGCUGCAUGAAACAUCGAGCUCCCUUCAAGGUCGACUGGGCCUUGGCCUUGUGGAACCUGGGGCUUGCAAUUUUUUCCAUCAUGGGUUUCUGCCGCAUUUCGACGGAACUCUUUGCAGUCCUGACGUCCCCCAAUGGGUUUCACCGAUCCGUCUGCUCCAGAGAAGGACUGAAUGAGCCAAUGGCUUACUGGAGUAUUCUAUUCGCUCUAUCAAAAUUCGUCGAGUUGGGCGACACGAUCUUCAUUGUUCUUCGAAAACAACCACUGAUUUUGCUGCAAUGGUACCACCACUGCACGGCAAUGAUCCUCGCCUGGCAAAUCGUCCCCCGUGCUGAACCUAUAACGAGGUAUCUGGGAGCCAUGAAUUACGGGGUCCACAGCAUAAUGUACCCAUACUUCUUCCUCAAGUGCAUGAAAAUCCACAUCCCCAGAAAGAUCUCGCAGUUGCUGACGUUCCUCCAACUCCUCCAAAUGUUGGUCGCUGUGACAAUCAAUGCCUACAGCCAAUUUGUGAUAAGCUCUGGUCAACCCUGUGCGCGUGAAGAGUCGAGCAUAAGAUGGAUUUGGGCCAUUUACGGAUCCUACGUCUACCUUUUUGGAGAGUUCUUCUACAAAAGCUACUAUUCCAGAAAAUCCAAGAAGCUAUAAGUCUCCAGCCCAAUGAUGCUGGUGGUUCAUUCAACAUCUUUGGUCUCAUUCGGAGUAGGAAGACGAUCCACAAUAAUAUCAACUUCAAUUUAAUCUUAAGUAUUUAGUGUGGUGUUUGGUAAAUUUAAUUAUUUUUCAAAUGUUAACCUUAUCAUUGUAAUUCGAUUUCAAUGACUUAUCACUUGCAUUAAAUCACAAUUACGGUUUGACCAAAUAGAACUGAUAC